Molecule: messenger RNA, 1545 nt
Organism: Magnolia sinica
Lineage: Eukaryota; Viridiplantae; Streptophyta; Magnoliopsida; Magnoliales; Magnoliaceae
Product: glycerol-3-phosphate 2-O-acyltransferase 4-like
Exons: 2
Coding region: 17-1531 (504 amino acids)
Biological process (GO): cutin biosynthetic process
Cellular component (GO): membrane
Molecular function (GO): glycerol-3-phosphate 2-O-acyltransferase activity; phosphatase activity
Source: RefSeq, a predicted model, not a curated record
ACACAACACUACAACAAUGCCCCCCUGCGUCCCCAACAACUCCUCCAUGGCCUCCUGCAGUCCCAUCUUCCAAGAAAUCCAGACCGUUGUAGCUGAUCUUGAUGGCGGUCUCCUCAUCUCUCCGAAUCCCUUCCCUUAUUUCAUGCUCAUCGCCAUCGAGGCCGGCAGCCUCCUUCGCGGCCUCCUCCUCCUCCUCCUCUCUCCUCUCAUCCACCUACUCUACACGUUCGUAUCCGAACCAACAGCAAUCCAGCUCAUGAUCUUCAUAUCCAUGUUUGGAUUGAAGAUCCGAGACAUUAGGACGACCGCACGUGCCGUCCUGCCAAGAUUCUAUGCGGCGGAUGUCCGCGAAGACAGCCGGCAGGCAUUCAGUGGCAUGUACGGUAGGAGGAUUGUUGUGACAUCGAUCCCGACGGUCAUGGUUGAGCCAUUCGCGACGGACUUUCUUGGUGCUGAUAGAGUGCUGGGAACAGAGAUCGACGUACAUCCUAAGUCUUUGCGGGCUACGGGGUUCGUUAAAACUCCAGGUGUGUUGGCGGGAAGAUGGAAGAAGUCGGCAAUUAAGCAAGAGUUCGGCGAGGAAUCCCCGGAUUUGGGGAUUGGAUGUGGAGCGUCUGAUCAUGAUUUUGUGUCCCUAUGCAAGGAGGGCUACAUUGUGCACCCGGACAAUUCAGCCGUCCCUGUCAAUCCAGACCACCUCAAUCUCCGUCUCAUCUUCCACGAUGGCCGCCUAGUUCAAAGGCCCACCUAUCUCAACGCCAUCAUCAACUACCUAUGGAUUCCCCUCGGUUUCAUCCUAGCCAUCAUCCGAAUCUUUUUCCUAGUACCACUUCCCCUAUCCAUCAUGCCCCGUUUAUCCAGCUUCUUCGGCCUCAAGCUUAUAACCCGCGGCCUACCUCCACCACCACCCUCCUCAGGCUCUCCUGGCUUUCUCUAUGUAUGCAAUCACCGCACAGCAAUCGAUCCUCUCGUCAUCUCAGUUGCCCUCAAACGCAAGAUUUCAUGUGUAACUUACAGCCUAGGCCAUUUCUCUGAGCUCAUGUCCCCCAUACGUACGUUCCGAUUAUCACGUGAUCGUGCAACUGACACUGCUCGCAUCUCAGCUCUCCUCAAAGAAGGCGAUCUCAUCAUUUGCCCUGAGGGUACCACAUGCCGUCAACCCUUCUUGCUUCGCUUCAGCGCCUUGUUUGCAGAACUAAGCGACCGGAUCGUGCCGGUGGCAGUCAACAUCAGGCAGGGCAUGUUCUUUGGAUCGACAGCCAGGGGAUGGGAGUCCAUGGACCCGUUCUUCUUGUUCAUGAACCCUAGACCUACGUUUGAGAUCACGUUCCUGGACCCGAUGCCAACCGAGAUGACGUGUACUGGUGGAAGGCCAUCGAUCGACGUGGCGAAUCAUGUGCAGAGGAUGUUGGGUUGCACACUAGGGUUUGAGUCCACCACAUUGACUAGGAAGGAUAAGUACAUGAUGCUAACGGGCCAUGCUGGAGUGGUGGACCAUUCAUCUAAAAUGGAGCCCACCAAGAGUCAGUGAACACUUUGAUUAUA